AUGCCUUUUGGACUCUCGGCUGGGAGCACUCGUUCCGAGGAUGGAAGUGAGGCCUUCCUGGAGGGAAUGGUAGACUGGGAGCUGAGCCGACUGCAGCGACAAUGCAAAGUGAUGGAAGACGAAAGGCGAGCCUACAGCAAAGAAGUCCAUCAGCGCAUCAACAAGCAGCUUGAGGAGAUCCAGCGCCUGGAGGGGGUGCGACACAAGCUGCAGGUGCAGAUCAGCAUUGCCCAGAGCCAGGUCAGGCGGCUGCGGGACAGCGAGAGGCUGGAGAACAUGGGUCACCUGCUCAAGUGCCAGGUCCGGGUGCAGGCCGAGGUCAAGGAGCUGCAGGCACAGAACCAAGCCCUGGACAGGCAGAUCCAGGAAUGGGAGAGCCGGAACUCUGCCCACAGCAAGAAUGCCAGGUCUCCAGGAUGCGUCCAGGAUCACAAGGUCAAGAGCCAGCGAAGGAUCAAGAGUCUCGAAAACCAGCUGGACAAGGUCAUCUGUCGCUUUGACAUCCAGCUGGCUCAGAACGCGACCUUGAGGGAGGAGCUAGAUCUCCUGCGGAUCGAGAGGAACCGCUAUCUGAACGUGGACCGCAAGCUCCAGAAGGAGGCGCAGCUCCUGAAGGACUCGGUCAGGAGCCUCAUGGUCUCCUCCACCUCCGCCUACACUGCCAGGGAAGAGGCGAAGACCAAGUUAGGCAUGCUCCGGGAGAGAGCUGAGAAGGAGGUGGCCCAGAACGAGACGGAGGUGCAGAUCUUGCAGCGGCAGAUCGCGCACUUGGAGCAGCUGCACCGCUUCCUCAAGCUCAAGAACGGCGACCGGCAGCCGGAUUCCGCCAUCGUGGAGAAGCGCGAGCAGCGGGCCCAGGAGGUGGCCGAAGGCCUCCGGAAGACCUCCCAGGAGAAGUUGGUGCUGCGCUACGAGGACGCCCUGAAUAAACUGUCCCAGCUGACCGGGGAGACCGACCCGGACUUGCUGGUGGAAAAGUAUCUGGAGUUGGAGGAGCGGAACUUCGCGGAGUUCAACUUCAUCAAUGAACAGAACUCGGAGCUGGAGCACUUGCAGGAGGAGAUCAAGGAGAUGCAGGAGGCCUUGGUGAGCGGGCGCCGCAGCGAGGAGGACCGGCGAGCGCAGCAGGAGCAGCAGCGGGCCGAGUUGCAGCAGCGCGUGGACGAUGUGCACUUGGAGGCCGACGACCUGGAAGCCCGCUACCACAAUUUUCGCGGGCAGCUGGAGAAGCUCAAGACCAACAUCCAGCACCUCUUCACCAGGGUCCAGUGUGACAGCACCCUCAUCAGUGACCUCCUAGGGGUCAAGACCCACAUGAGAGACCGGGACAUCAGCCUUUUCCUGAGCCUCAUCGAGAGGCGACUGGUGCAGCUCCUGACGGUGCAGGCCUUCCUGGAAACGCAGAACUACACCUCCACCAGCAUGCUCAACGCUUCCCUCAUGGUGCUGGGCCAGAGCUCUGAGGAUUUUCCUAAGAAGGUGGCCCCGCCUCAGCCCCCAGACAACCUGGAGGACCCCCCAGGUUUUGAGGCCAAAGACGACUAUCCUUUGAGCAAGGAGGAGCUACUGAGCUCUGUGGUGAAGGCGCUGGAGGCCCGGGAGCAGUCGAAGGAGCAGCACCUGAAGGAGCUGGUCGAGGGCAUCAAGGUGGAGAGCACCCCGAGCAUGACCUCCAGCACCCCGAAGGUCAGCUCCAGCUCGCGCCUGGUGACCCAGCGGCCCACUCAAGCCCCCGGGUCCAUCAUGAGCCACAAGACCAGCGGCAUCCUGGUGUCCAGCGGCGGCCGCGCCACCAGCUCCAACGUGGGCCACGUGACCUUCGGGGAGUCCAGCGCAGGCCACGUGACCUUCGGCUCCACCAGCGCCACCACGGGGGGACUGAUGUCCAGUCGAGGCUCCACCCCGGGCCGCGUGACCUUCCGAUCCCCCAACUCUAGCAGCUACCUGGGGUCCACUGGAUACGUGGGGUCCAGCAGAGACCACGAGAGCUUUGAGGCGAGCAAAGGCCCUGGGUCAGAAUCGAGUGGAGGCCCCGGGUCCAGCCCCGGCCCUGCCUCCAGCACCGGCCAGGCGUCCACCACCAGCAAGGACUCCGGGAACAACUACUAG
This is a messenger RNA of Rangifer tarandus platyrhynchus (Svalbard reindeer), 2109 nucleotides long. The record is from the annotation of a GenBank genome assembly. NCBI's taxonomy places the organism in Eukaryota, Metazoa, Chordata, Mammalia, Artiodactyla, Cervidae.